AAUCAGAGGAGAGCGCUCCCGCCAAGGCUACCGCGAGGACCCCCCCGUCCUCCUCCUCUUCCCGGCGCGAGCGUCCGCGGCGCUGCCUGAAGCCCCCGCCUCGGCGUUCCCGCCUCAGGCGCUCGCCGCGGGCAGCCCCUCGACGGGGAGGGGCCCGCCUUAAAGGCGCCGUGCGCGGAGAUGGCGGCGCGGUGGCUGUGGCUGUUGGCGCUCUGGGCCGGGGCCGUCGUCUCUUCGCCGCCGCCUCCUCCUCCUCCUGACGCCGAGGUGACAUUCGUGCUGCCCGCAGGACGCAGGGAGUGCUUCUACCAGGCAGCGCCCGGGAACGCCUCUAUGGAGACCGAGUACCAGGUGAUCGGCGGGGCUGGCCUGGACGUGGAUUUCACCCUGGAGAGCCCCUCGGGUCUGGUGCUGGUGAGCGAGCGGCGCCGCUCGGACGGGGCGCACACCGUGGAGCCCACCGAAGCCGGCGACUACAAACUCUGCUUCGACAACUCCUUCAGCGCCAUCUCGGAGAAGCUGGUGUUCUUCGAGCUCCUCUUCGACAGCGCCCGCCCGGAAGAGGAUGAGGAUGAAGACGAGGAAGGUGAUGGAUGGGCCGAAGCAGUCGAGCCUGAGGACACGCUGGAUGUCAAGAUCGAGGACAUAAAGGAAUCCAUCGAGACCAUGCGGAGCCGCCUGGAGCGGAGCAUCCAGAUGCAGACGCUGCUGCGAGCCUUCGAGGCGCGGGAUCGCAAUCUCCAGGAGAGCAACUUGGGCCGCGUGAACUUCUGGUCGGCCGUGAACCUGGCCGUGCUGGUGGUCGUGGCCGUCGUCCAGGUCCGCCUCCUCAAGAGCCUCUUCCAGGACAAGCGGCCGGUGCGGACAUAGCCGGGAAGCUCCUGGGAUUCCGGAAGGGGGAUGCGCUUCGCUCCAGCUGCGGCGUCUCCCUCCCGGUGGGGAUGAAACCCCUCUGGAUUCCCAGCCUGGGGUCUCACCAGUGCCAUCACAGGCAGGUUUGAGGGCAGAAGUGGACUCGGCUGCACAUCCUUAAGCCUUCCCGGCUGGAAUCCGGGCACUGCGGCAUCUGCUCUUCCCAGCCGGCACAUGGAGAGCCACCAGCAUUAAAAAUGUCUGGAACUUGGAAUCGGAGCAGCAAAUGGUGCUGCUGGGGCGCGG
Molecule: messenger RNA, 1158 nt
Organism: Cuculus canorus (common cuckoo)
Lineage: Eukaryota; Metazoa; Chordata; Aves; Cuculiformes; Cuculidae
Gene: TMED1
Product: transmembrane p24 trafficking protein 1
Exons: 4
Coding region: 181-870 (229 amino acids)
Biological process (GO): Golgi organization; intracellular protein transport; endoplasmic reticulum to Golgi vesicle-mediated transport
Cellular component (GO): endoplasmic reticulum; COPII-coated ER to Golgi transport vesicle; Golgi apparatus
Source: RefSeq, a predicted model, not a curated record